Messenger RNA from Oldenlandia corymbosa var. corymbosa, 2179 nucleotides. The record is from the annotation of a GenBank genome assembly. Lineage: Eukaryota; Viridiplantae; Streptophyta; Magnoliopsida; Gentianales; Rubiaceae.
GGCACAUGUGGCUAAAGUAUUUAAGGUUGCUUCAUACCUAUGACGAGGUUCGAGAACCCUCGAUCUAUGGUUCAGGGUGGAGGAGUUUUUCUAUUCCACCACAACCACUUUGGUUAGCGGAUUCUAUUUUUAAUCACACCUAAGUGAAGUUUAGGAAAAAUCAAAAUGGAAUAUAACAAGUACAUAAUGGAGUAAUUCGUAACCCAAAUCCGUUAGAAUACAACGGUGAUGUGGGCUUAUAGAAAGCCCAUCACGUUCAUUAAACGUCUUUGGCAUAAUUCAGCAGUCCAGAAUGAAACCCUAGCUAGAUAACUACACCAUCGAAACUCAGCAGCAGGAGCAAGUCUCAGAAACCCUAACCUCAGAAACCUCCUCUUCUUGCCCAAAUUCACAAUGUCGGUCGGAGAGCUCGGAUGCACGUACGCCUCCCUGAUCCUUCAUGACGACGGCAUUUCAAUCACUGCGGAGAAGAUCGCCACCCUUCUCAAGGCUGCUAAUUUGAACUCCGUCGAGUCAUACUGGCCAAGCCUUUUCGCCAAGCUCUGUGAGAAGAGAAAUGUCGAAGAUCUCAUCCUGAACGUCGGCGCCGGCGGCGGUGGUGCUGCUGUAGCCGUUGCCGCUCCAGCCGCUGGUGGUGCUUCUGCUGCCGCUGCAGCUCCCGCUGCUGAGGAGAAGAAGGAAGAGCCUAAAGAAGAGAGUGAUGACGAUAUGGGUUUCAGCUUGUUCGAUUAGGUUUGGGCCACUCGUUUUCUCCGAGUAUUUUGUCAUUUUCGAAAGGAAAUUAGGAAGAAGAUUUUUGGGGCUGUUAAACUCUUAUGUUUGAUAGACUGCUAGUAUAAAUGAUGUUACUGCUGUAAUUUCAUAUGACAAUUAUCACCCUCUUUAAGUAUUUUGUUUGGAUACUUUUAUUUAUGGAUGCCCUCUCUGUUUAAUUCUUUUCUUGUCGAUUUUAUAUUAUUUGCCAGUUCUGUGACAUGUUUUCUUUGAUAUGCUGAUAGUUGUCGUUAUUGUGACAUAAUCCGUUAUCUUUGGAGAGAAGUUAUAUAAUAGCCUUGUAUGAUGGUUUAAUUUGUCUUUAAAUUCAUUCUUAUUAUUAUUUGUUUUGAUAUUUUGAGAAUGAUAGUAGCUCAAAUUUGGUGGCCUUGUUCAGGUGAUUGUUGUUGGUUUUUGAUCUAUUCUGACCUGUAGAGUUAUGCAAGAUGGAUUUCAACAAUGUUCUGUUUGAUAUCUAUUUGCCUAAUGUCUUUUUGUAGCUGUAAUGCCAUUCUGACAUUGUCAUAUUAGUGUAUCCUUGAUGUGUUUUCUCUGGAUUCUAUAAUUACACUUGCGAUGAAUGUACCACACCUCUUGCAGUGAUGAAUGUAUAUUGGUUUCGCAAACUUUUGGAGUUGACAUUGUUUAAAUUGUAUUUCUCCCUGUGGGGUUGUAUAUAGGUUUCGCAAACUUUGGAGUUGACAUUGUUUAAAUGGUAUUUCUCCCUGUGGGGUUGUCUAUAAGAUAUGGGUGCUGCGGGUGCAACAUGGUUAUCAAAACCAGCUUAGAAUUCUUCUAGUCUAGGUUGCAGAUGGAUAGUUUUUGUUCUGUCACCUGUGAAUGAAGGUUAUUUUUGCCUUUGUUUCUGUAUUUCGUUCUGGGCAAAUGUUUUUAGUCACAAUUUUACUGUGAAACCACCUAUCACGAUAACACUAGUGUUUAUUGAAUUUACAUUUUAUUUAUUCGGUUAAGUGGGAGCUAGCGUUGGUAUGGGAUGAUAAACUAAUCUGCCGGACUGGAACUGGUAAUGGAGAAGUCGAGUAGCGUUCUGAGAGGUGAGCAGAAAAUGCAGGACAGAGACGAUCUUCUGGCAUUAGCAGUUAUAUUUGGGAAGAAUGUCUCAUCCCAUAAAUACGCGCCAAGCAACUCUGCUCUGCUUAACUACUUCCCGUCAAGAGUCCAUGUCCUCCUCCCAUAGGCUGUAACCUCUCUUCCAAGUUCUGCUGACAUUAUCCGAGCUCUCCACAAGAACAAAACCCGAUACUGUCUCAGCUUCCCUCAAAGACACCAAUGGUGGUGGUAAAGCUCUCAAGCCUCAAAAAAGACAGCAGAGUUAACUGAUGAACAAGAUGCAUGCUCCAGUCUCCUGGCACUGGCCAACCAUGUCAACUGAAUCUGUAUCCAAACAUUUUCCCUGUUAUUUGCG